Oncorhynchus masou masou (cherry salmon) is the source of this 4036-nucleotide messenger RNA. RefSeq names its product myeloid cell surface antigen CD33-like. Lineage: Eukaryota; Metazoa; Chordata; Actinopteri; Salmoniformes; Salmonidae. The coding region runs from base 297 to 1697 and encodes 466 amino acids. The transcript has 7 exons. The record is from RefSeq and is a predicted model, not a curated record.
UGUUUGGAGCUGCCUCGUCACCGAGCUGCGCAAGCUAUGCACUAAAGAAGACUGCAGAUGAAUGUUGCCAUCUGGAAGUUGUUGGCACAAUCAGAAAUCAUUUGUAUGUUGACGACUGCCUGAAGUUUCCACUGAAGACGAGGCAGUGCAACUUGCCAAAGAGAUCACAGCUCGUCAUAAAGGAGGAUUCCAUCUCUCCACGUGGAGCUGUGGACACAAGCAAGGAGACCAUAGAAAGAGGUGAAAGAGGACACACCCUGGUGUUGUGGUUGAUUAAUCGAGGCAGUGGAGGCAGCAUGUGGGUCCUCAUCUGGGCAGCUCUACUCUUCUCUCUAGCAGAGAGUGCAACAUUUCAAAGACAGGCCCUUACAGCAGCAGCUCCAUCAGCUGCAAACACAAACAGCAUCAUCUUCAACCCAGAAGAAAUAACAGCACAGACUGGCCUAUGUGCUGUUAUUUCAUGUACUUUCAAUCACUCUGAUAGCGUCGAGCAGAAUGCAGCAGUAUGGCUCAAAUACCCUGCAAAUGGCGAACGUAAAAAGGAUAAGCAUAUAAUUUUCCACUCCAGAAAUCGCUCUAAAGCUCAGGAGGGUUAUAACCACAGAAUGUAUCUACUGGAGACAAACCUGACAAAGGGGAACUGUAGCGUGAUCAUCAACGACAUCAGAGAGAAUGAUGCUGGACAGUAUCAAUUCAAAAUGAAAGGAAGACCACCUACAGACCCACAGAAACUCAAAGUAACAGCUCUGACUCAGAAGCCCUCAGUGUUGACUCCUCCUCUGACAGAGGGAGAACCAGCGACCCUGACCUGCACCGCCCCGGGGAUGUGCUCUGGAACUCCUCCUAACAUCACAUGGACAUGGAGAGGGACAGGAGACAACAUCACUGAGCUCAGAGACAACACCACUACACAAAGUAGAGAGGAUCUGACCAGCGUCACAACAACCCACUUCUCAACUUUGACCUUUACACCUUCAGCAGAGCAACACACCACCAAGGUCACGUGCCAAGUGACAUUCAAAGGGAAAAUCACCACUGAGGAGACAGUGACUUUGAAUGUGACUCAGGAAGUAUCUAAAGACAUCUUGGCUCUGCUGUUGAACCCACCACUGAUUACUGCAUUUGUGAUUGGUGCAGCCUGCUCAGCCACCAUUGGUUGUAUCUUCCUGUGUUCCACAGGGAAAUAUAAAAAAUGCAAAGAGAGGACCCCAAAGAACUUAGACUCCAAAAGCCCUUUCACGAACCUGGAAAUGGUGGCAUGUGAAGACCAACAGAGAGAUGCAGGACAGGCAGUGAUGGGCGAACAGACACAUCUGCAGGUGGACCUGAGGGAGGGAACUGAAAACGGAGGGCUCCAGACCAGUGGAGCUGCGGGACACUCUGCCCCAGGGGAAGAACCAAAAGAGGUGGACUACGCCAGUAUCAACUACUCCCUACUGAAGAAGAAGACACCUGAGGAGGCAGAGAAGAAGACCACCACCGCAGAGUCAGAGUACGUCGAAAUCAAACGAGAGAAGAAGAAUGAGGGGGGAAAAGAUGGUGGAGAGGGGAGUGGUGUGAUGGAAGAGGUGGAAGGGGAGAAAGGGGAGGAAAUGAUAGGGAAGGACGUGGAGAAAGAGAACGGUAAGCCAGUACGAGAGACAGAUGAAGAUACAGCGCUUUACUCCAACGUCAAGGCUAUUAUUGGUGGAGAGUGACACAGCAAUUUUGUCUAGAAACAUGGGAGAUAGCACACAGUACUAUGGCUUCUAUUAUACAGCACUGCUGUGUUUUCUCAUAUUCCAGACUGAAUGUUUUAUGAUGAUACAGAGACUUUGUUUAACUGAAUCUACUGUAGGUAAUAGUUUUGGUACUUCUUUAUUUUUCAGCCCUGUGUCAGCCGAAGCAAGUAUUUUUGGGAGGGUUAUACAUAUUUUUUAAGGAAGUUAAUGUAAUGUUAAUUUUGUAAUGAUUCUGUCUUGUGUCGCCAUGGGGAAGGACUGACAAAGACAUGGUUUGGAGAAGUAGAGGUUUUCUCCUCUGUCCUUUCAUGUUUUGGCAUUUUGAUUGAACCCUAAACCUAUUUAUUGAGGCACUACCUUACUUUUGAUGGUUGCGUGUAUUGAUAAAUGUAUGAGGGAAAGGAAGUAACCCGAACACUGCUCUUGAUAGUACCACUGAUCUUUAAUAAACUUUUGUGAGUUUUUUAAAAAUAGCACCCUUAUGUAGACCUAGCCCCACCCACAUCCGUUCCACGCAUCGAAUGGGGUUGGAGGCAAGGUGAAAAACAAAUCACUGCUACCAAAUAUACCAAUAUGCAUUUCAUAAAUAUUCGAAUAAAGUGUGUACAUAAAACGUAUUAAACACGUCUGUAAAACCACAAUGGGGACAUCAACCUUCCAAGCAAGUUUUCAUAAAUCCUUGGGUACAGUGUAAGAAAAACGUCAGAGUAAACUGAAAUAGGGGCAUAAUUCAUUUUCAAAUGUACAACAUCAAAUACAUAGGCAUUUCAAAUUUAAGAAUUUAAGGAAAUAGUGUAUGGAGGGUGAAAAUCCAAAAACAUUCUCUUUCGCUCAGUGUAUUAUUCAUCUCACCUCCCCUGUCUGAUAUCUUAACCUUCUCCAUGCCACAAAAUGUAAAGGCAGAAAUGUCAUGUUUAGGUCAUUAGAAUGUACUGCGACUGUAUUAUCCCUGUCGUUUCUCCUAAUUGAAUUUGUAUGUUCACUGAUUCUCUGUUUGAGAGAACGAUAGGGUUUUACCGAAAUAGCACAGCCCACAUGGACAUGUAAUAAUGUAGAUAACAUGAGUGGUGGCAACACAAUCUCACAUUCAAUUCGUGCAUUUGUGUACAUAAUCCAUUUCAGCAAAUUGUGUGCUUAUUUGUGUUGCUUAAUUCGUGAGAAAAUACACAAAUUUAUGUGCUACUUAUUUCGUUCGAAAAGACUAAUUUAACCACUGGGCUCCACACAAGCCUUUGCAACAACCAUUGACACGAUAGCCUAUAUUUAAUCGUUGUUCUUCUUUAUGGCUAAUUCGUCGUUAUGAAUAUACAAAAAUGUUGUCUUCAUUUAAUCCUGUUUUAAAAUGUAUAGUUGUAUGCCUAUAUGUACUAUUUUAGACUUGCUGAACAGAAUUUGUGAGAAUAUAUACACAUUACGUGCGACUUAAUUCGUGGGGGGGGGGUAUUAAUGCUAAUGCUGUUUUCUAUGCUUGAUUUCGUUUAAUACUUUGGAAUAUUGGUGCACUUGUAAUCAGAAAAGGCAUUUUUUCGCAUAGGCAACAGUACACGAUUUUCGGCAUUACGCAUUACAUAUUUCGUGGAGCCUAAAUUACACAAUUGUCUUCAUAAUGCAUUUAUUACAUGUUAAACAAGUUAAUGUAAAAUAAUGAAUUAUGUUGGCUUACACUUAUGGCACUUCCAAGGCCUUUCCAUGAUGAUUAUUGCGGUCAUGACAAUCAUGUUAUAUACUUAGGCUACUGUAACGCGUUCAAACAGUUAGCAAGUCAGAAUGUCAGUUUCCUAGUACAGACGAGCUCUUAAACGUUGUAUUAUGCUGGCUUCACAUUCUCGUGGGAAAUGGCAAAAUGGAAAGUUGUAACUCCGACAUGAUUAUGUUCAAGUGCUUUUGAAUUUGGAACAAUGUUUAAACCAAUAAGAUUGGCAACAUAAUUUUAUCAUUUCCCACUUGUUAUACCUAUUUGGGGGGUCAUUCAAGUGAAACAUCCCAGUAGGAACUAGGAAUUUCCGAGAACUCCGAUAGCAUUUGAACGAGGCAUUAAUAUGUGUAAUAGACAACAGUAGGGUCUGGGUCGCAGGGUGUCCAGCCCUCAUACCCUUUCACGACCACCGCGGAGCGAGUGUCAGUAGCCUACUGUGUGUCCGUAAAGUCAACUAGUAUAAUUGUUUGUGAAGUAAGUAUGGUGAUUAUUAUUAAGGUUCUGGUCGUCUGAGAUUCCAACAGGCUAUACAACAAACAGUAUAACUAUAGAAUUAAGAAAUUAAGUAAAUAAAGUAAUAAUGAAAUUAAUGCACAAAAUAAAAUAUAACAUUGACAAA